Messenger RNA from Schistosoma turkestanicum, 1630 nucleotides. NCBI's taxonomy places the organism in Eukaryota, Metazoa, Platyhelminthes, Trematoda, Strigeidida, Schistosomatidae. The record is from the annotation of a GenBank genome assembly.
AAAUCAUUUGAAUGUUGAAGUGGAUUUGAUUAACACAGUAUUUUGAUUAAGUUGACAAUUGAACUAGUGUUAUGUUCUAUUGUGAAUAUGCUUAAUAUGCAUAAAAUUUAUCCAUGGUUUAUCUUAAUUACUGCUGCAUUAUGUGUGAUAUUUUUGGGUGGGAAACGGAGAGCAUUUGGAAUAUUUGUCGCAAAACUACACUCAGAAUAUAAUCAGACAAGUUUAGCUGAAUUGAAUUGGAUUGGUGAUUCAUAUGCUGCACUGGGUUAUUUGAGUACAACGUUGACUACAUCAAUGAUCAUAUCAACUGGUCGACGAUAUGCUUUGUCACAAUUUUUCGGUGCAUGUUUUGUUCUGUUAGCUUGUGUCACUAGUGCAUUUGUGCCAAAUCCACAUUGGUUAUUCCUGACACAUACAUUAUUGCAUGGAAUUGGUUCGUCUUUAGUUUUAAGUACAUCUGGUCUGGUGGUUAAUGAACACUUUGAUAAAAAUCAUCGUUAUCAUAUAUUAGCAACAACACUGGUGUCUGGUGGAUCAGUUGCUUCAAUAUUAUUUGUGGAAUUAUACGCUUUAUUAAUUGAUACUCAAGGUUGGAGAUUAGCAUUUGUUAUACUUGGUAUAAUCUACUUUAUCACGCUGCUUCUUGGUGCUUUUGUAUUUCGUAAAGAUGUCACAAAAUCCAAUUCAUAUCAAAAUAACAAAACUGAUGGAUGGAAUCUUUUGCAAAUGUGUUGGCAACAGAAAUUACUUUUAAUUCUAUGGACAAUGGAUAGAAUUAUCACAAGUAUUGUAACAUAUGGUAUGUUAUUGAAUUUAGCUGACUACAUGUUUCAGCAUGAAUCAUUAUUACAAAAUAGUGUAUUAUUGACAAAUUUAUUCGCAGCUGGUGAAGCAACAACUUAUCUAAUUGGUGCCACUUUAACUGCAUUAACUAGAGAUUUUUUUAAAAAUCGUUUGAAAUACAUUUUAAUGAGUACAAGUAUUGGAAUGUCGAUUGGAUUAAUAACAUGGGAAUUUUUAACAUUCAAUCAUACAAUCAGUUCAAUGUUAUCGUAUGUUAGUGGAUUUUGUUUAGGACCGUCUGUUACAUUUCUAUUUCCUGCCGGUGAAGAAAUGACACUUCUACCAGGUCAUUUAGCUUAUCCAUUUUCUUUAGGUGGAAUGGGUGUGGGUAUGGCAUUGUCUCCGUUACUUUCAGCAUUUAUUGCGCAGACAUUUAAAUAUCGUUGGUUUUUUCUAGUUCAAGGUUUAAUUGUGAUUAUUAAAAGUGUAUGUUUAAUAUGUUCGUGGAUAAUAUUGAAACAAUUAACCAAAUCACAAACAAAAUUGUUAGUCAAUGAACAACAAACUAUAAUACGUAAUAAUCAUAAUUCAGAUUCAAUAAAUAACGAUGCAACAGUCAAUUACGACCGAGUGGAAGAAGACGAAAGAGAGGACCAUGACGAUCAAUCUUCAACAUUCUGUAGUGAAACCCAAUGUUUGAUUAGUCCAGUCACUUCAAAACGAUCUAUUUGCAAAACGAUCUGAUUUAUUCUUAUAACGAUUUAUUUAUCUAUUUAUUUUAUUUUUGUGCAUAUUUAUGUUGUUGGUAAUUAGAUAUCUUGAUGAAAUAGACUACUUAUAAUGAUAA